Podarcis raffonei (Aeolian wall lizard) is the source of this 2083-nucleotide messenger RNA. It is a transcript of the gene PEDS1, whose product is annotated as plasmanylethanolamine desaturase 1. Bases 50 to 1048 code for a protein of 332 amino acids. Gene Ontology annotation, cellular component: endoplasmic reticulum membrane. NCBI's taxonomy places the organism in Eukaryota, Metazoa, Chordata, Lepidosauria, Squamata, Lacertidae. Gene Ontology annotation, molecular function: plasmanylethanolamine desaturase activity. Gene Ontology annotation, biological process: ether lipid biosynthetic process. The transcript has 6 exons. The record is from RefSeq and is a predicted model, not a curated record.
AGGCGGCGAGUCGCGCGCGGCGGCUGGCCUUUGGGCGGGUUGCCUCGCAAUGCUGCUGCCGCCGCCGCCCUCGUCGCUUCUGCCGGGAGGCGCCCCGGGCGCUGGAGCGCGAGCCAUGGCGGGGCCGGAGCUCCAGGACGAGGCCGGCCUCCGCGAGCAGCAGGACGAAGGCGGGGAGCGAGGCCGCGGCGGGGCCACGGCCGAGUGCGCCCGGGGCCGUGCGCCCGGGGCCAGCAGGGCGGUGUCCGAGGCGGAGGCCGCUGCGUCAGCUGCCCAAGGGGACCCAGACGGCGCCGGUCCCCGCUGGGGAGCCCAGCACGCCGGAGCCCGCGAGCUGGCCGAGCUCUACUCCCCCGGGAAGAGACUGCAGGAAUGGAUUAGUGUCAUCCUAUGUUUUUCUCUGAUGUCUUUCAACUUCUACCAUCUUCUCUUCUGCUUGAGACUGGAACAUGCCUUCUCAAUUAUUUUUGGGAUAUUUGCAGGAAUCAUUACUGCUGAUUUUGCCUCUGGUCUAGUGCACUGGGGAGCAGAUACCUGGGGAUCUGUCGAUCUGCCAAUAGUUGGAAAGGCUUUUAUCAGACCUUUCAGAGAACAUCACAUUGACCCAACAGCAAUUACAAGACAUGACUUCAUAGAGACCAAUGGAGAUAACUGCAUGUUGACGGUAGUUCCAUUGGCAAACAUGGCCUACAAACUGGUUUCUUUAUCACCAGAAGCAUUACACCAAUCGUGCCCUUGGGAGUGUUACGUCUUUGCCCUGGCUAUAUUUGGAACCUUGACAAACCAGAUUCACAAGUGGUCUCACACCUACUUUGGUCUUCCUCGCUGGGUUAUCUUCCUGCAAGACUGGCACGUUAUCCUGCCACGCAAACACCACCGGAUCCAUCACGUGUCUCCUCAUGAAACUUAUUUCUGUAUUACUACAGGCUGGCUCAACUACCCGCUGGAGAAAAUCAGAUUUUGGAGGUUCCUCGAGAUUAUCAUUCAAGGACUGACCGGAGAAAAACCGAGAGCAGAUGACAUGAAAUGGGCCCAGAAAAUAAAAUAAACUCUUGCCAGGCUUCUGCAGUCCUUAUACUUGUUGCCAAUAUUUUUAAAAGAAAAAAGCCAUCAGCCAAAUUAAAGACUUGUAAAGAAAUAAUGGACUAAAGCACAAUGCUUUUAAAAAGUGCUAACAGACUGCAGUUAAAGGACUCACUCUUCAAAAUAAUACUUGAAAAUGCAAAUGGCUAAUUCCCAUUUGUACGGAGCACCUUCUGUUAGCCACAUCUGCUGAUGUUGACCAUUUUUGUCCUUGAGUCUCAAAAGCCAUUAGUUGGAGAAGACAAUGCACCAUUUUCUAGUAAGAUAUGUCAUUGGCACAGUAAAAUGUGUUGUAUCAACAUGAAUUACCACUUUGAAAACAGGGUUAAGACCAAUGUGGAAUAAUGAAGAUAAGCAGACGAGCACUGCGUUUUUAAGGAGCAGGUUCAAACUGCUUGGGGAAAAAACCAGCCAGAGGGGAAGGGAAGUUUAUGAAAUUGUCACCACUUCAAUACAUUUAAUGUUUGGUACACCUUCCAGUUGCUUCAUCUUGCUAUCAUGUCCAGUCUUAGUCUAUGUGGUGUGCAACAGAACAUUUGGGAGUCUCGUUCUGCUAGUGGAUAAGGAUCCUUAUUGUCGUCUGUCUCCUGAAAUAAACAAGUGUUUUUACUUCCUUGAUAUCUGAGCAGACUGUUGCUGUAUAAGCCUGCAACUGACUUGGUAGCAACCUGGGAAGAAGAGCAGAACGUGUUCUGCGCAAGUGUCCAAACAUAAAAGAUGCUUGUGUUAGGUCGUUUAGUGUUCAGCAGUUGGGAUUCCUUUCAGUAUGAUUCCUCUUCCAAUAAUCAUUGUUCAAAGUAGCUCUAGGAAAUUGGGCACAUGAUUUAUAUGUUAGAAAGGGAUAGGUUAAUGGUGUGUAUUUUUUAAAGGUGCUUGCUCAUUCAUGUAAAUAUUAUAAAGCCUUAAUCUUUUUGGUGUAACAUGGAUUAAUAUUUUAAUGUGGUCUGAAUGUAUAUAAUAUAUUUAUAACAAAGCAGUUCGAUUAUACUAAUUGCAUUUG